Molecule: messenger RNA, 1013 nt
Organism: Cyprinodon variegatus (sheepshead minnow)
Lineage: Eukaryota; Metazoa; Chordata; Actinopteri; Cyprinodontiformes; Cyprinodontidae
Product: fatty acid synthase-like
Exons: 4
Coding region: 54-998 (314 amino acids)
Biological process (GO): fatty acid biosynthetic process
Cellular component (GO): cytoplasm
Molecular function (GO): phosphopantetheine binding; fatty acid synthase activity
Source: RefSeq, a predicted model, not a curated record
GGCGGAGUCUCUGACCACCUUUAGUUUGUCUUCCUCAGGUGCUGAAAGACGCCAUGUUGGAGAAUCUGACCCCUGAGCUGUUUGUUGAUGUCAGUAAACCCAAACGCGACGGCACCAUCAACCUGGACAGAGUGACCAGACAGCUGUGUCCAGACCUCAGGUACUUUGUGGCCUUCUCCUCUGUCAGCUGCGGCCGUGGGAACGCCGGCCAAAGUAACUAUGGUUACGCCAACUCUGUGAUGGAGCGCGUGUGUGAAAAGCGGCGCUUCGAUGGCCUGCCAGGGUUGGCGGUCCAGUGGGGGGCUAUUGGAGACGUGGGAGUGGUGUUGGAGACGAUGGGCGGAAACGACGUAGUGAUUGGGGGCACCCUGCCCCAGCGCAUCACUUCCUGCCUGGAGGUGCUGGACCUGUUCCUGCAGCAGCAGCAGGCGGUGAUGUCCAGCUUCGUGCUGGCAGAGAGGAGCACAGUGAGGAGCGAGGCGGGGAGUCAGAAGGACCUGGUGGAGGCCGUAGCUCACAUUCUGGGAGUUCAGGAUGUGAAGCAGCUGAACGCUGAGGCCUCGCUGGCCGACUUGGGCUUGGACUCUCUGAUGGGCGUGGAGGUUCGCCAGACGUUGGAGCGGGACUACGACAUCGUGAUGGCUAUGAGGGAGAUCCGCCAGCUCACCAUUAACAAGCUUCGGGGGUUGGCAGAAGGAACGAAAGAUUGUAAACAGACCAAAUCGGCCAAGGACGCCACUCGCUCUGUACUGCAGUCUGACGUGAGCCAGGUUCUGGUGGACCCCAGCGGGCCCACGCUGAUUCCUCUGAACCAGGUGAACAGCCAGGAGAGCCCCCUGUUCCUGGUCCAUCCUAUCGAAGGCUCCACCUCUGCCUUCAGGACGCUGGCCUCCAAGCUGGGCCUGCCCUGCUUCGGCCUACAGUGCACCAGAGGUACGUCAAACACAGAAGCAUCACUUCAUGAUGGGGGAGGAUCGCCUCGUCUCGCCUCCAGUUAGUGAAGGAGCUCCAAA